AUGGCUGCUCACUCCACCGCUGAGUUCACCGUCACCUCCGGCACCACCGAGGCCACCACCUCCAGCACGGAGCACGUGAGCUUCGUUAAGCAGUGGACGCUCAACUCUGCCACCAACGGCGACAACAUCGACUCCAUCGACCUGGAUCUCGCCGGUCGCGUGUACGUGAGCUACGUCAGCGGCCUGCCGAGCGGCGUGCUCGGAUACGUGAACCUAGAAGCGCAGAACACCGGCACUAUCUGCAUCAGCGCACAGACGGUCACGGCCACCAACUACGAAGGCCGGGACGCCAGCCGCAUCUCCAUGCCCAACGCCUCUAGCAAGUUCACGUCCACGGGCACCGCCACGUGUGAUGAGUCAACUGUUCCUGCUCGCGAGCCGGCGUGCGUGUCAAGCGCUUGCGCAGGUUCGUCGACCUCAGGCACCCCGACUGGAACGGCGGGCAGUGGUGCGAGCACUACUGCGACGGUGACGACUGCGCCAACGACGGCUAACGAUGACGAUGCUAACGACGACGAUACCAAUGACGACACUAAUGCAUCUUCGGUCCCGCAUCUUGCUGCGUUGGCGGCUGCUGCGAUCGGUGCAGUUACGAUGGCACUCCUGUAG
Phytophthora nicotianae INRA-310 is the source of this 609-nucleotide messenger RNA. RefSeq lists its product as hypothetical. The coding region runs from base 1 to 609 and encodes 202 amino acids. The record is from RefSeq and is a predicted model, not a curated record. The transcript is spliced from 2 exons. Lineage: Eukaryota; Oomycota; Peronosporomycetes; Peronosporales; Peronosporaceae.